AUGGCGAUCUCCAAACCAGUAGCCACCAAUGCAGACAUUGCGGCCCUGAAUGGUGAGCUGGACAGCCUGGCCAAGGUCAAGGCAAGCAGCCAGGAGGCAGUUGUCUCCGAGAAGGCGAACCUGAAGGGCACCAAGAAGGAGCUUGCGGACUUGGCAGUGGAAGAG
Molecule: messenger RNA, 165 nt
Organism: Symbiodinium pilosum
Lineage: Eukaryota; Dinophyceae; Suessiales; Symbiodiniaceae
Source: the annotation of a GenBank genome assembly